Molecule: messenger RNA, 1249 nt
Organism: Cladophialophora immunda
Lineage: Eukaryota; Fungi; Ascomycota; Eurotiomycetes; Chaetothyriales; Herpotrichiellaceae
Product: acyl-CoA thioesterase II
Exons: 1
Coding region: 42-1007 (321 amino acids)
Biological process (GO): acyl-CoA metabolic process; fatty acid catabolic process
Cellular component (GO): peroxisomal matrix
Molecular function (GO): fatty acyl-CoA hydrolase activity
Source: RefSeq, a predicted model, not a curated record
GUUCAGGAAUUAGAGUGAUAGACUUCGCAAGGAGCAUAACGAUGGCGACCACUCUGGCGGAACAAAUCGGUGUCGAAGAAACCGGUCCGGAUGAGUUUAUCUCACUGUUUCCACCCGCUCGAGGAGGGAAUCAACUGCCAAUUGCGUACGGUGGAUGUACAAUAGGCGUUGGUGUCCACGCUGCAUUUCGCACUGUGAAGCCCGGCUACAAUCUCUAUUCAGUCCUCGGACACUUUCUUGGGCCAUCAAGGACAGAUCAAAGGUUGACAUGUCGAGUCCAGCGGUUGCGAGACACGAGAACAUUCGCGACUCGGAGGGUGGAAAUAUCCCAGAGCCUUCCGAACGGAGAACAGCGGCUCUGUAUGACGCUGCAGGCUGACUUCCACGUCAGUGAACCAGCAAUGAUGGAAUACUCAGCGCCCCCAGAGACUCGAUACAGCGACGUCAGUCAAUGCCCGUCGGUGGACAAAAUAGCCGAAGAGCUUGUGUCGAAAGGCUACAUCACCGAAGAAGCUGCCCGUUCUUAUCGCACUGCCACCUCCAUCUUACUCACAUUCUUCGAAAAUCGAUUCUGUCCCGAGGGAAUCUGGGGGCAGACUCUCGGUGGAUUGGCAAAGCAAAUCCGAACGACACAAGAUCACCUGCCAAUCACCUCCAAAACCUCUGGGGAUUGGUUUCGAGCAACGCAGCCUCUGUCCUCGACAGCCGAACACCUAGCAGCUCUGGCGUUCAUGAUGGAUGCUGGACCGUCUUUCAUGCCGCUGAUACACAACAAUAAAGGUAUGCAUGAUGCUGGUGCUGCCUCAACGCUGGAUUUCGCUCUCAGGAUAUUUGUAAACGAUGUCGAUACAACGCGCUGGCAUCUCCGAGAGCGGAUGACCCGGACUGCCGGAGUUGGACGGAAUUAUGCGGAGUCGAGGCUAUGGGACCAGAAUGGCAGGAUGGUGGCUUCCAUGACACAGCAGUGCAUCCUGCGACCCAAGCCUAACCCGAGCGCUUCGUUAUAGACCAUCCUCACCCGCCCUGUCGCGCCUCGACGUGGAGCUGAAGCGCAAAUUUCCACGUGUCAUUGGAAGCAUAGAGCCGAACACAAGUGGAUCGACCACCAACCCCCAGUAUUUGAAGCCGGAGACAACUGGCCGCAUGUUCUCUUGACUUGACGGAUAGACUAGAGAUAAGAAGGAGACAUUACGAAGAGGCUUAUUAACGGGUUGGCUUGAAAUCUCGGUUGAGGGUUUCUUAUUCGUGC